This is a messenger RNA of Phragmites australis (common reed), 2841 nucleotides long. Its product is annotated as protein FAR1-RELATED SEQUENCE 5-like. Lineage: Eukaryota; Viridiplantae; Streptophyta; Magnoliopsida; Poales; Poaceae. Gene Ontology annotation, molecular function: zinc ion binding. The coding region runs from base 288 to 2666 and encodes 792 amino acids. The record is from RefSeq and is a predicted model, not a curated record. Gene Ontology annotation, biological process: regulation of DNA-templated transcription. The transcript is spliced from 3 exons.
GGACAGGCAGGUCAGCCGACCAGGCUGAGCAAGCAAAGGGGAAGCGGAGGAGGUGGUGCGCGGUGGUGGACGGGUGGUGCCCUAGCCCUAGCUUCUAGCGAGCAGUGGAGCGCCGCCCCCAGCCGCCGGGGUGGUCCGCGCCGCCCGCCGGCAGCUCGAAGUGUGCAGUUUGAGGCUUCCAACGGACUAUAAACAUAUUGCAUAUAGUUUAAAAGAGUAUACGACUCAGAGUUCUUAAAAUACACCCUCCUGAUUAAUCUAUGCUUAGGUAUCAUUGAGUUCUUGUGAUGGAGGGUGCCUCGAGUGAUGAUCCAUUGAGGGACCAAAAUGUUGAUCUUAAUGAUGAUCACACUGAAAACUAUAUGUCAUUUGAUGUCAGCUGUCAGCUUAUUGAGACGAAUAACAGUUCCAGCAAAGAGAAUCUGAAAAAUAGCGAACCUUUAAAUAGUGAACCUUUUGUUGGCAUGGAGUUUGAAUCGGAGGAGGCUGCAAAGGUGUUCUACAUGGCUUAUGCCAGUCGGGUAGGUUUCUCUAUGCGCAUUAGCAAGUCCCGUCGCUCAAGGAAUGACGAGUCUAUUAUCAUGCGGCGUUUUGUGUGUUCGAAAGAGGGUUUCCAUCAGAAGAAGCAAAACCAUGACACAGGCAAGAGAAAGAGAAGGCGUGAAACAAUUAGGGAGGGUUGCCAUGCAAUGAUUGAAGUUACUCAGAAGUACUAUGGGCGGUGGGUUGUGGCCAAGCUGAUCAAGGAACACAAUCACGUCUUAGCCACUCCAAGCAUAGUGAGAUACGUUGCACCUGAGGAAUAUGCACAGUUGGAACCAUUUGUAGGAAUGGAGUUCCCUUCGCACGAAGCUGCCCAGACAUUCUAUUAUGCCUAUGCUAGCCGUAUGGGCUUUGAAGUACGUAUCAGAUUAUCCCGUCGUUCACCAAAGGAUAAUACAUUUGUAAUGCGACGCUUUGUUUGCACCAAGGAAGGGUCUACCCCUUGUGAAGAAAAUAAUAAUGAAAACAGGAGAAAGAGAAAUCGAGCUGCUCUAAGGGAAGGUUGCCAGGCAGCGUUUGAGAUAGUAAAGAAGGACCAAGAUCAAUGGGUUGUUUCCAAGCUUUUCUUGGCACAUACACAUGAGUUGGCUGCUGUACCAGACAAAGUGCACUAUAUUCAGUCAAACAGUGAGGUUGUCGUUCUUGCAAAAACUAGUGUUAUUCGAGAGAAUUCGAUUGCUCCGACCUUGAAUCCGCAGGUAGGAGAAUUGGGGACAAAAUUUGAAAACCAGACUCCAAAUGAUCAAGAAAUAAUAGAACCUUGCCGUACUGCUUUUGGGGUGGAUGAUACCCAAAAGCUUCUUGGACACUUCAAGCGGCUGAAUGCUGAGAAUCCUACAUUUUCAUAUGCAUUUCAAGUUGACAAAAAUGGUUGCUUGACACACGCCUUCUGGGCUGAUGCCAAAGUUAGAACAUCGUACUACUAUUUUGGGGAUGCUGUAACGCUUGAGACUUCUUUUGUAGAUAAUGAGGACUUUUUGCCGUUAGUUAUGUUAACGGGUAUCAACCAUCACUUGCAAAGUGUAAUGUUCGGUUGUGCGUUACUAACUGAUUUCACAGAGGCUUCCUACAUUUGGCUCUUUCAGAACUGGAUCACAGCAAUGGGUUCACACCAUCCUACAUCAUUAACUACUUGUUAUAAUGAAACCAUUGGUUCAGCAGUAGCAAAAGUAUUUCCACAGACACACCAUCUGUAUUGUACUUCUCAGAUAUUAAAAAGAUGCAAGGAAAAUUUGGCGAAUGUAUAUUCUGGAUGUGCUUAUUUUGAAGAGGAAUUUUGUGUAUGUGUCAAUGAGCCCGAAACAACUGAAAUGUUUGAGUCAAGCUGGAAGAAAAUCCUUGAUAAGUAUGAUUUGGAAGACAGCCUAUGGCUCCAGUCUCUCUACAGAAUUCGGCGAAGAUGGGUUCCUGUGUACUUCAGAGAUGUUUUUACUGCUGAUCUUUCAGCAACUCAGAGACUUGAAAGCUUUACGGGCUUCUUCGAGAAAUACUUCAACAAAAGAAUAGCUUUGCCAGUCUUCAUUUCAUUGUUUGAUCAUGUGAUGGCAGGUUGGGCAGAAAAGGAAGCUCUGGAAGAUCUAGCCACAUCUUUUACCAGACCUGUUCUAAGAACUCCCUCAAACAUGUUGAAACAGGUGUCAGAAAUAUACACAAGAACAGUCUUCAACAUAUUUGAGGAGGAAUUCAUUGAAUCACUAGGUUAUUACAUUUCCAGUGUUAACGAUGAUGGGCUGGUUGCUGUGUAUAAAGUCACAAAGGAGGACAACAAAACCACAUUCACUAUCUGCUAUGACACCACUGGCAAGAGAGCUCAAUGUAGUUGCUAUAAGUUUGAGAGUUCUGGUAUCUUGUGCCGGCAUAUACUUAGAUUAUUCUUAGCUCUUGAUGCGCGUGCCAUACCAGAGUUUUACAUAUUGAAACGGUGGACGAAAGAAGCUAAGAAUGGUUUUGUGCUGGAGGAAUGUUUGUAUUAUAGUGAGCUGCACCGCGAUGCCCUUAGAUAUGCCAGGGAAGGAUCAACAUCUGGGGAGGUUUUCACCUUUGCACAGAAAACUCUUCAGAUUGCUUUUUCUGAGGUUGUUCACUUGAAACAACAAAUCGUUGGUCGAUGUACAGCGCGAUGAACAUGGCACUACAGUGUAUACAUUCUUCUGCAGUAAUUGAGUUAAAGAAUAGCUCUUUCAGUACCCAGUUUGUCUUGAAGAAAGUUCGUGUGAAUUCCUGCUUCAAUGUACCAUAUGUGUGUAGCUAAAGAUGAUUUCACCAUCAAACUCAAUUUGCUGUCGUUUCAUUCCUUAA